Colletotrichum acutatum is the source of this 228-nucleotide messenger RNA. RefSeq lists its product as uncharacterized. The transcript has a single exon. Lineage: Eukaryota; Fungi; Ascomycota; Sordariomycetes; Glomerellales; Glomerellaceae. The annotation marks the transcript as partial. The record is from RefSeq and is a predicted model, not a curated record.
AACUGCGCAAGGUACGAUCCCGACGCCUGGGACGACGCCGCGAGGCUGCCGCUCGGCGUGGCUUCGUUUGGGUCGUGCGUCUCUUGCCUCGGCGUCGUCGUUCCCUGCAUGGCGCAAAUGUGGUGGAUCGCCGAGACGGCCGGGAAUAUUGGGUGUAAGCUGACGUUUGUGGUGUCUAGGUUGCUGAAUUUGACGAUUAGAUCGUUGGAAAGGAGGGUAUCAGGGUGA